AUGUUCAAUUCUGCAAAAGGUCGGAUUCCGGUGAUAGAAGAUGUGGCUUCGACCUCUACAAAUUACUCGACUUUUCAGGCGUUUGAAGAUCUACAUCGUGAAGAUAUCAGCAGUGAUGAAAGCGACAAAACUGGGGUAUGUCUACGAAACUCUUGACAGAUUUUUGUUUUUAGUCUGACAUUGAAAUAACUGGGGAGAUUGUUCGCACAAAGAAGCAAAAGAAAGAGAAGAAACACAAGAAGAACAAGAAACAGACAAAGGUACCACAAUAUUAACAUAAAUUGCUUUAACUUCUCAUAACAACCUGAACCUUGUUUAUGUCAAUUUUAGGAACGAAAAAGGAAAAGACGAUCGUCUUCUUCAUCGGAUAUUAUUGAAUGUCCUCCGGCAAAAGUUAGGGAUGUGGAAGAGGAACGAGUAAGUUAAAGUUGUUUUAGGAUAGUUUUUGCAAUCAGUUGAAUAGGUUUUUGGAGAGGUCUUUUCUUAGACUGUAAGUAAGUAUGUGAAAUGUUUUUUUUUUCAUUUCAGGUAGAUAACUACACUUUUACUCAAAACGUAAAGAAGUAUGGGCUGCCAGUAUCAUCACAAGCUUUUAUUUCUUUGAAGCAUCCUCGCUCAGUUAUUGACAAUCUUUAUCCAGGGCAAUAUUACGAUAACUCCGACCGGUAUUUUAGUUCUAAGGUGACGGGAAACACGGUCAGUGUGGCUACAGAACGAGUUUUUACUCCGAGACUUUAUGAUUACAGUGCCACUUAUAUACCUUUGUCUACUACACCUGCAGAUGAGGAAACGUGGAGAGUAAGUGUUAAAUAAGUUAGAAGCUUUCUUAUUUUGAAUACCUUUUCAAUGUUCUUGGUAAUUCUGUUGUUCUAGAGCGAAGUCUUGAAAGAUUUUCAAAGUGAUAUGAGUUCGGAAGAGUUUGAUGCCUUGAUGGAGAGCAAGAUGGUGGGAUACGACAAUCUGUCUCCAGAUGAGCAGCGAAUGUUGGUACGAGCAUCGUUGAAGAAAGAUGAAAGAAGUAGAAAGGCUUGGGAAAGGUUUCUUGAGUUUGAGGUAGGUAUAAGUUGAUAACGACUGGGAACGGGUAAAAAUAUACUUUAUGACAUCUUCUACAGUACACAUCUAGAGUUCUAUGAUGAAAAGUUUUUUACUGGUUUUUUAUAGGAAAAGCUUAUUACGGAGCGAAUAAAGAAUUCGGCUGGCUCUUCAGCUGUUAUGAUGAUUCCACACUACGAAAGGAAGGUGGAGAUUCUGAAGGAAGCCAUCUCCAAAGUGAGGAAGCCUGACAAAUUGUACUUCAACUUGUUACUCUUGGAGACCACGGUAAAAUGGAAGGGAAUCAACGACGAAUCAGUAACGACCCUUUGGAACAAGGUUGGUUUAAUGUUGGAAACAAGAGUAUUAUGUGCUUAAGUUAAAAGAAUAAUGUUUUUAAGAAGUAUUUAUGUUUUAAUUUUAGUUUAAAUGUUUUAGAUUCAAUCGCUCAAUCCAAACGAGCCUGAUGUGUCUAGAUUCAUGAUUAAAAGAAAUAUCAACCACCUUUCAACUUUUCUUUACAAAAUGGGUGUAAGUAUAAUAUUGUACUUUUUUUGGGUAUCAUUACAUAGUUAGUAUAAUUAACGUAAUACACUUAUUGUUUUCAGUUGUCGGCAUACGAAAAAAUGUUUUACCAGAUGAUGAACAUAUAUAGUGGGUCCUUCGUAUCUCAUCGUCCAGUAGCUUCAACGGCCAGCUUCAUAUUAGAAUUGAUGAACAACAGGUGUCGUUUCUUGAUUGAAUCUGGCUAUGUUCACCUUGCGGUGGCCUCGUUACAAUGUGCCUUGGAGUUUUUGUGUUUCUGUCCAGCAAGGUUACAGAACAUCAAGGAUAAGAUCGCUGCGUUUUCAAAGUUCUGGAAGAGUGGGGCGCCCAGAAUUGGAGACAGUAAUGCUAAGGGUAAGUUUGUUUUAAGAUUAAGGGCAUACAAUUAUACAAUAAUGUUCUUAUUGACACGUUGAUUAUAGGUUGGAAAGACACUAAACUGGAGGAGAUCGACCUUAAGAUGUAUAUGAGUGAAGAAAAGCUUUCGACCAACAUGGAGUACGAAGAAUUGACUAGGAAAGAGAGGGGAAUUAUUGGAGCUGUUAACAUUGACCGGUCGUCUGGCUUGAGUUUCUUUUGGCAUGAGUUCGAGAAGACUAGGAUGAGUUACUUCUGGAGACCGUUGAGAGUACCAAAUGCCGCUCGAGAGUUUGAGGUAAGGCAACAUAUUGUUAGUUCAUUCUUUUAGGGAGAGUUUCGUUUUGUUUCCUUCGAUGAAAUUGCCAUUUUGCUACGAGAUUAUGGCGAUCUCAAUGUGGAGGAGAUUGUGUUUUCAUUGCUACGAGUGUUUGGAGUUAUCGAUCCAUUGGGGGAAGAGGACACUCAACAGAAUGCGUUCUACAAUUACCUACCACAGAUGAAAUUUACCCGAUUGUUGCCAGAUGAAAACUUUUCAGAGUUCGUGAGCAAUCUCUUGAUUCUACUGGCUAAGUCGCCUCAUGUAGAUACUACAAGGUGUCUGGUAGCUCUAGUUAAAACUACAGAACGCAGAUUGUUGCAAACAGAAACGAUAACAACAGAAGCGAUAAAGGUUAUCAAGGAAUUACACAAGAAGCUGCCCACCAUCUCCCAGAUCUCCUCUCACAUUGCAUUUUUCCACAUUUUGGACGCUUUGGCCGCUUUCUCCCAUUUGCCAAGUCAAUAUGCUGGGGUUACAUUGGCAGAGUAUGACAAAGACGAAGCUCACGUUAAACGGAAGAAGAAUGUCAUCACUAGUUUUCUGACAUAUCUCAAUCAGAACCCUUUUUCCAUGGCCAAAGAUGUGCAACAACAACUGAUACUCGAGGCUGUCUUCAGGUGUUGCGUCAAGUUGCCGUCGCGGAACUCAAAAGGGAAUUCUGAAAUCAACCGACUGAGAUUGUUGACUUUUUUGGUUUUAGGAAAGAUAAAACACUUUUUGGAUGUGGUGAGUAGUUUUGUUCGACAUUAUUAUACUUAGCGUGUUUAUGUUAUCUAUUAUAUUAUAAUCCUUUUAAUUCCAGAAGACUGUGUUGACAAAAAGUGACAUUCAAAAGGCGACGGAAAUCUGGAACACUAAUUUCAAAUCUUUUAUGGAGGUUGAAGCGGAAAGCCAGGAAAAGUGCCUUGACAAUGUCUCGACCAUCUUCUUCAAGUUGUUCAAUAUCUUCGCGUACGAAUCGACUGGUGAAUGUUUGUUUGCCAAUUCAGCGUACGAUGAGUUUUCUACCAAUGAUGUUCAUCGUGUCAAUUUUCGACUAGAUUUCACUAAAGAACUGAUGGAGAACAACUUAAUUGAUCUGAAGAUGUACACUCUUAUGGUGGAGAACGCCAUGAAACAAUACUCGACGGACUUGCAUGUUCAGAAACACUUUAUGGCAGUGUUGUCCUACAAAAGCUGUCAUACUCUCGGUUUGAUCAAGUUCGAGUAUAAAGGUGUGUUUUGUGUCAUUUCUAACAUAUGCUGUUUGUGAAAGAAUUUUAAUCUUUAGUUGAUAGGUGCUCUUCAUAUAAAAAUUUGUUAAUUAUAAUAAAAACCAAAUAUCUUGCCUAUAUUUAGACAUCACGUUGAGGAAUCAAAUGGUGUUGUGCAGGAUUGCGGCGGUACAAAAGAAGAUACUCAACAUCAAAGAUACGCCCGACACCAGACCUAUCGUCGAUGCGUAUAAGAAAUGGCUACGGACAUUCAUUCAAGAAUCUCUGGAGAUGCUUACUGAUACCAUCGUGCCAGAAACCUUUAUUUGGAGAUAUUUGAUUGCUAUUGAGCUUGAAAGGAAACAAUAUUUGGCUGCUGAGAGGGUACGUUUUGACCAUUUCUGAAAUUUAUUUAAAAUUGUUUUUAUAAAUUAAAAAUUUGACAUUUAAAAUGAAAUAUUUAUACUCUGAAUAUUGCAGUUGUACACGGAAUCAAUGAUAAACUGUCCGUACGGAAAGAGCCUUGUCAUGUUUGCUACACAGAAUGUUCAUGCUCCAGACAAGUUGGUACUGACGAAUCAGAACCUGGCAGAGAAGACUCAUAUAACGCUACACACAUUACCUGAAGAAGCUCAGAUCGCGAGGGAUGAAAUGAUGAGAAGACCUCAUUAA
Molecule: messenger RNA, 4125 nt
Organism: Bursaphelenchus okinawaensis
Lineage: Eukaryota; Metazoa; Nematoda; Chromadorea; Rhabditida; Aphelenchoididae
Source: the annotation of a GenBank genome assembly